AUGACGAUAGAAGAGGACAAGAUGCGAUUGGGUUUUGUGUCUGUUAAUUCGGCUUACCUGUGUAAAUACAGCGAAACCAAGACAAGUUCAUUUUUUGCGAAUCGUGCUCGUUUGGAUUCAGUGACUUCAUCCUAUAGUCAUCACUGGGAGCCUAUGCAACAUCGUGUGGUUGAUAUCGUCCAAUUGGACGAUAGAUCAUUUGGUAAAGGCAUAUGGAUACAGACAAACUUGUCUCUCGUAGCUGUAUCCAUCAUGUUUCAAUAUGACGACCAGUUUGGGUUGUUCCUGCGCAACAUGUGA
This is a messenger RNA of Peronospora belbahrii, 300 nucleotides long. The record is from the annotation of a GenBank genome assembly. Lineage: Eukaryota; Oomycota; Peronosporomycetes; Peronosporales; Peronosporaceae.